UGUGUGUGUCUGUGUGUGUGUGUAUGUGUGCGUGCGCGCGCGCGCGCGUGUGUGCAGGCUCAGAGGAGACGCUUGGAGAGAGCAGACGUCCUCUGGACUCUGGAGGACGAGGUGAGCUGAGGUGCUCAGCUUUACUGAAGAUCUUGUGGCUGCAGCUUCGAGGUGCUGGGCUUCAUACACCCUUAAGAUUGGAAGAAAACCUGCGGUGGAUUCUGGAUUUAACUGCUUCGACGUGGUCGUGUUCAGAGGUGCCUGGAGCCGAUACUUAAGAGGGGUAAAGAGAGAACGGAAUCUCCUCUUGGCCACAGGAAGAUACUGCUUAGCCUCCCAAAAGAUGGACAGAAGAAAAGAUUAUGGAUAUAGGAUGCCCACAUUCCAGGGCCCUUUGCCUCCCCCUGGGAGCCUGGGGCUUCCUUUCUCUCCAGAUGUACAGACCGAGACCACCGAAGACGACAGUGUUUUGCUGAUGCAUACCCUGUUGUCAGCAACCAAGGAUCCACCUAUUGCCAGCCGGCCUAAGAAAAACAAGACCAAAAAGACUCCUAUUAAGGCUACUACUAAGACCACAUCAGCAGCCCCUCCAGGCCCAUCUGCCAAUGAGAUUGCCAUCAACAAGCCCAAAAUAACUUUGCAGGCUUUAAACCUACCAGUUCUCACCCAGAUGAGCCAGUCUUCAGCUACCACUGGGGCAGCCAGUAUUCAGGUUUCACCAGUCACUUCUCAGCCUAAGAAAGCCAACAAGACAAAGAGAGCUACUCCCAAGGCAUCACAAGGUUCCCAAUCCUCAACUGGCAAUGAGGAUGUCACUACACAGUUCAAGUCACCCUUGCAGGCCCUACCAGUUGCCUCACACACUAUCCAUUCUCCAGUUGCCAGUGAGUCAGGGAAUUCUUUGGCCUUGAUAGCCUCCAGCAAGCCUAAGAAAGCUUCCAAGGCUAAGAAGGCCACUAACAAGGCCACAGGUAGUGCCACUGAAAUCUCACUGGCCCUACCUACUACCUACACAGCUAAUUUCCAAGGCCAUACUGCCAAUGAGACAGCUAAUGUCCAGACCACAGUAGCCUCUAUUCGAGCCAAGAAAGCUUCCAAGGCCAAGAAGACAGCUGCUAAAGCCACAAAUACUGACAGUGACCAUCUAGAGUCCUCAAAUGCUAUGGAAGCAGCAAGCAGACAGAUUGAGGCCUCAGCAGCUCUGAGGCCCAAAAAACCUAAGAGCAAGAAGGUUUCCAAUAAGGGCUCAACUUGUGCCUCUGAGCUCUCUGAGGCCCAACCUCCCAUUCAAAUGGUCACAAAUCAUGCCCUGUCUGUCACCAUGCGCAUCAGGAGAGGGUCCAGGGCUCGAAAGGCUGCUACUAAGGCUCGGGCAACUGAAAGCCAGACCCAAAUUACUGAGCAAGGGGCUCAGGCCAAGAUGGCUACCUCUCAGACCAGUGUAAGUGCCCUUGAGACUCAGGUUGCUGCUGCCGUCCAUGCCUUGGCAGAUGACUAUCUGGCACAUUUGAGUUUGGAGCCCACUGCUAGAACCCGGGGCAAAAGGAACCGAAAGUCAAAACAUCCAAAUGGGGAAGAAAGAAGUGGCAGCAAUUACAGACGGAUCCCCUGGGGUCGGAGGCCUCCGCCACCCCGAGAUGUGGCCAUUUUGCAAGAAAGGGCAAAUAAAUUGGUGAAAUACCUGUUAGUUAAGGACCAGACAAAGAUUCCCAUCAAGCGCUCAGACAUGCUGAAGGAUGUCAUCCAGGAAUAUGAUGAAUAUUUCCCAGAGAUCAUUGAGCGAGCAAGCUAUGCUCUGGAGAAGAUGUUUCGAGUCAAUCUGAAGGAAAUUGAUAAGCAAAGUAGCUUGUAUAUCCUCAUCAGCACUCAGGAGUCCUCUGCAGGCAUACUGGGAACGACCAAGGACACACCAAAGUUGGGUCUCCUCAUGGUGAUUCUGAGUGUCAUUUUCAUGAAUGGCAACAAGGCCAGUGAGGCUGUCAUCUGGGAGGUGCUGCGCAAGUUGGGGCUGCGCCCUGGGGUAAGGCAUUCACUUUUUGGAGAAGUGAGGAAGCUCAUCACAGACGAGUUCGUGAAGCAGAAAUAUCUGGAAUACAAGAGAGUCCCCAACAGCAGACCACCUGAAUAUGAGUUCUUCUGGGGCCUGCGUUCUUACCAUGAGACUAGCAAGAUGAAAGUUCUCAAGUUUGCAUGCAAGGUGCAGAAGAAAGACCCCAAGGACUGGGCUUCUCAGUACCGGGAGGCAGUAGAGAUGGAAGUUCAAGCCGCAGCAGUGGCUGUGGCUGAGGCUGAGGCCAGGGCCGAAGCGAGAGCCCAGAUGGGAAUUGGAGAGGAAGCUGUGGCCGGACCUUGGAAUUGGGACGACAUGGAUAUUGACUGCCUAACGAGGGAAGAGUUAGGGGACGAUGCUCAGGCCUGGAACCGAUUUUCAUUUGAAAUUGAAGCCAGAACCCAAGAAAAUGAGGAUGUCACCAGCAAUAUUGACUUCAACCCAGGAGCUAGUACCAGGAGUAGUUUGAGUGAUAGUGCUGGUAUUAGCUUCAGUGGUGGACCCAGCCCCAGUGGUGGCUUUGGUGGCAGGGCAGGCAUCACUUUCGGUGCAGCACCAAACACCAGUGCCAGCUUUAGUGGCGGAGCCAGCAUUAGCUUUGGUGACGUAUCCAACGGUAGCACUGGUUUCUGCAGUGCGGCCGGCAUUAGCUUUGGUGGUGCGCCCAGUACCAGUACCAGUUUCAGCAGCACGGCGAGCAUUAGCUUUGGUGGUGGACCCACCACCAGUACUAGUUUCAGUGGCGGAGCCAGUAUUAGCUUUGGCGGUGCACCUUGUACCACUGCCACUUUCAGUGGCAGAGCCAGCUGUGGCUUUGGAGGCCCACUCAACAGCACCGCAGCUGCCUUUAGUGGGGCACUCAGCCCGAGCACCAGCUUUGGCAGAGCACCCACUACAAGCACCGUCUUCAGUGGUGCACUCAGCACCACCACUGGCUUUGGAGGCACACUUAGCACCAGUGUCUGCUUUGGUAGCUCUCCCAGCUCUGGUGCCAGCUUCGGAGGCACACUGAGUACCAGUAUCUGCUUUGGUGGUUCUCCUAGCACUAGCACUGGUUUUGGUGGCACACUUAGCACCAAUGUCUCCUUUGGUGCCUCUUCUAGUACUACUUCUGACUUUGGGGGCGCCCUAAGCACAAGCAUCAGCUUUGGCAGCGCCAUCAGCACCGGUGCCAACUUAGGCAGUGCACUCAGUAGCAGUGCCAGCUUUGGCGGUGCCAUCAGCACCGGUGCCAAUUUAGGUGGCGCACUCAAUAGCAGCGCCAGCUUUGGCAGCGCCAUCAGCACCGGUGCCAGCUUAGGCAGUGCACUCAACAGCAGUACCAGCUUUGGCGGUGCCAUCAGCACCGGUGCCAGCUUAGGAGGUGCACUCUGUAGCAGUGCCAGCUUUGGCAGCGCCAUCAGCACUGACGCCAACUUAGGUGGUGCACUCAGCAGCAGUGCCAGCUUUGGUAGCGCCAUCAGCACUUGUGCCAGCCUAGGUGGUGCACUCAACAGCAGUGUCAGCUUUGGUAGUGCCAUCAGCACCAGUGCCGAUUUUGGUGGUGCCGUCAGCACCAGUGCCAGUUUUGGCGGGGCACUUAAUGCAAGUGCUGGCUUUGGAGGUGCUUCCAGCAACAACCCUGACUUCGGCGAUGCCUUCAGCACCAGCGUUGGCUUCAGUGGCGCACUCAGUACCACUGACUUUAAUGGUAGCCCCAGCAACAGCAUUAGCUUUGGCAGUUCUCCCAAUACUAGAGUCAGUUUUGGUGGCGCUCAGAGCACCAGCCUCUGUUUUGGUGGAGUGCCCAGCACCAACCUUUGCUUUGGCAAUGCCUCUAGCACCAACCUAUGUUUCAGUGGCUCUGCCAACACCAGUUCCUGCUUUAGUGGUGUUACUAGUGCUAGUUACAGUGAGGGGCCCAACACCAGUGCUGCUUUUAGCUUUGGCAGUGGGUUAAGCACCAGUGCUGGCUUUGGAAGUGGACUGAGCACCAGUGCCGCUUUUGGUGGCAGCCUAGGUACCAGCACUGGCUUUGGUGACAGCUUAGGCCCCAGCUCGGGUUUUGAUGAUGGCCUAGGCGCCAGCACUGGCUUUGGUGGUAGACUAAGCACCAACAGUGAUUUUGGUGGUGGACUAAGCGCUAGCACUGACUUCAGUGGGGGACUGGGCACCAAUGCUGGCUUCAGUGGUGGACUAAAUACCAGCACUGACUUCAGUGGGGGACUGGGUGCCAGUGCUGGCUUUGGUGAUGGACUUGGCAGCAGCACUGGCUUCGGUAGUGGAUUGGUCUCUAGUGAUGGCUUUGCUAGUGGACUUGGUACCCAUGCUGGCUUUGGCAGCACACUUGGCACUGCUACAGGCUUUAAUGUUAGCCUCAGUGCCAGUGAUGGCUUUGGCGGUGGGCCUAAUGCCAGCUUUGACAGAGGACUGAGUACCAUCAUCGGCUUUGGCAGUGAUUCCAACACCAGCACGGGCUUUACUGGUGAAGCCAGCACCAGCUCAAGCUUCAGUAGCGGACCCAAUUCUAUUAUUGGCUUUAGUGGUGGACCAAGCACCGGUGCUGGCUUCUGCAGAGGACUAAGCACUGGUGGCUUUGGUGGUGGACCAAGCACAGGAACUGGCUUCGGUGGACCAAGCACUGGAUCUGGCUUCCUCGGUGGACUGAGUACCGGUACUGGCUUCAGUGGUGGACUAAGUAGCAAUGCUGGCUUUGGUGAUGGACUGAACCCCAAUGGUGGAUUCAGCGGUGGACCAAGCACCAGUGCUGGCUUUGGUGGUGGAGCCACUAGCCUUGGUGCCUGUGGCUUCUCCUAUGGCUAGUUGUUUCAGGGUCAUCCCCCUUUACAGAUCCCACUAAUAAGUAGCAGCAGUAUUUCCAUGGAAUCGAGGUACAGCUUUGGAAUCUUUAUCCACAGCAACUGCUACCCAUCAGCUGAGUGUGUCCCACUAUGACAGAUCUGUCUGCUGUUCCUGCUUUGUUGUUUGCUUCCUGUGUGCUCUCAUAUUUUGGUAUCAGAAUUACAUUAAAUUUGCCAAAUGCA
Messenger RNA from Jaculus jaculus (lesser Egyptian jerboa), 5064 nucleotides. It is a transcript of the gene Tro, whose product is annotated as trophinin. The transcript has 13 exons. NCBI's taxonomy places the organism in Eukaryota, Metazoa, Chordata, Mammalia, Rodentia, Dipodidae. The record is from RefSeq and is a predicted model, not a curated record. The coding region runs from base 335 to 4843 and encodes 1502 amino acids.